Messenger RNA from Penaeus chinensis, 1405 nucleotides. RefSeq names its product homeobox protein aristaless-like. The transcript has 3 exons. Gene Ontology annotation, molecular function: RNA polymerase II transcription regulatory region sequence-specific DNA binding; DNA-binding transcription factor activity, RNA polymerase II-specific. The coding region runs from base 1 to 744 and encodes 247 amino acids. Gene Ontology annotation, biological process: regulation of transcription by RNA polymerase II. NCBI's taxonomy places the organism in Eukaryota, Metazoa, Arthropoda, Malacostraca, Decapoda, Penaeidae. The record is from RefSeq and is a predicted model, not a curated record.
AUGAUUACAGAGAUAGAAGAAUUGGCGAUGAAGAUCGGCCUAACGGAAGCAAGGAUACAGGUGUGGUUCCAGAACCGGCGCGCCAAGUGGAGGAAGCAGGAGAAGGUGGGGCCCUCGACGCAUCCCUACGGCGCCUUCCCGCCCUCGGCGCCCCUGCCCCUGCAGUCGCCCGCGCUGCCGCCCACCAUCUCCAGCCCCUUCGCCGGCCUCGGCUACAUCCGCAAGCCGCCGUCCUUCGACUCGCCGGCCAUCCUGCCGCCGUCGGCGUCGCGGCUGCCGGCGUCGUACCUGCAGGCGGCGGCGGCGCAGCUGCUGCCGGGCGCCGGCUACCUGGCGGGCAUGUCGGGGCUGCGCGAGCUGCAGCAGUACCGCGCCGGCCUCGUGGCGCCGCCGCACUACCCGCCCUCCUUCACGCACCUGCUGGCCGGCCUCUCCUCCAGGCCCAAGCUGCCCGAGGCCGGCGACUACGCCGCCCUGCUGGCCUCCGUGCCCUCCCUGCAGCCGCCGCCCGUGGCACCCGCGCCGCCCGUCACGCCGCCCGAGCCGCCGCACAGGAUGGGCGGCAGCGGCAGCUCCUCGGGCGCGCCCAGGUCGAGGGCCUCGCCGCCGCCGCCCGCCCCGCCGCCGUCGGGCGCGGUGGAGCAGGACCGCCGGGCGUCGUCCAUUGCCGAGCUGCGCCUGCGCGCGCGCGAGCACGAACUGCGCCUGGAGAUGCUCAGGAAGCACGGCGACGUGGUCACGUGAUGGGCGGGCGCGGCAGAAAGGAAUGAAAGCGAGAAACAAGAAACGACCCGAUUUCCACUUGGUGUUCAAAACCGAAGCCGCGAAGCCUCUUUGAACAUCACAGUGCAUCACUUGCAGCCGGCUCUUGUCGCCGCCGCUGACGAAGGAGACAAACCCAUAGACAAUAGUAAUUAAUAAACCUAAUAAAAAGCCCCCCCCCCCCAUCCCGGCCAAACUGAGAGGCCGAGAACAUUCGCCAGCAACUCUCCCUUCAGUGACUGCAUUGGUAGCUCGACUUUCCUCACACUUUAAUCGUUGAUCAGCGCUAUAGAAAUCACACGUUAUUAUUAUGCUUAAGAGUGAGUCCGCAUCGCAAUAUCUAAAUGACCUUUUUCUGUUCCCAUUUCUGUAACGACAAUUCCUGAUUUCCGUCAACCCUCUGUCAUUUUAGUUAUAUCUAAUUAAGAACGUAAGCCAUGCUAACAUUACUAACUUAGUGUAUGUACGCAGUAAGUACCUCAAAACUUAGAGAAUAAGACUUGUUACUAAAUCUGUAACGAUGGAAGUGAUUCGGAGUGUAACCGCCCUAUCGCGACGCAGAGUUGGCUCGGGUGGCGGCAUCUGGCAAGUAGUUUGUGUGUAGAUAUUUGUGUUUUUUUUUCAAUACAGUUUGACAAUAUGA